This is a messenger RNA of Artibeus jamaicensis (Jamaican fruit-eating bat), 3683 nucleotides long. RefSeq names its product solute carrier family 10 member 1 (gene SLC10A1). The transcript is spliced from 5 exons. Gene Ontology annotation, biological process: bile acid and bile salt transport. Gene Ontology annotation, molecular function: bile acid:sodium symporter activity. The record is from RefSeq and is a predicted model, not a curated record. Bases 287 to 1333 code for a protein of 348 amino acids. Gene Ontology annotation, cellular component: membrane. Lineage: Eukaryota; Metazoa; Chordata; Mammalia; Chiroptera; Phyllostomidae.
AGUGGUGAAGGAGUGUGAGUGGCACCAAGAAAGGUCUAGGAAUUCAUAGGAGACAGGACGAGCGGACAAAGCUCUGGACUGUCUCCCCUUUGGGGCCACAACCGGUUGCACAAUCCUUCUGUUUGCAUUCUGGCCCGGACAGCCUGCCAGAGUAGACCAUAUCAGACCUGCUCCAGUUCCACUUGUCCUGAAACUCUGCCCCGGGAGGUGACUGAAGAAGGUUCCCCGGCGAGGGCUGAGCGGCGGAGGGAGCCAGGGUGAGCCAGUCUCUUGGCCUUGCGUGAGGAUGGAGGCCCUCAAUGUGUCUGCCCCGUUCAACUUCUCCCUGCCGCCCAACUUCGGCAAGCGCCCCACCGACCUGGCGCUGAGCAUCACCCUGGUGCUCCUGCUGAUCGUCAUGAUGCUGUCACUGGGCUGCACCAUGGAGUUCAGCAAGAUCAAGGCUCACCUCUGGAGGCCCAAGGGGGUGGCCAUCGCCCUGGUGGCACAGUAUGGCAUAAUGCCCCUCACUGCCCUUCUUCUGGGAAAGAUCUUCCGGCUGAACAACAUUGAGGCGCUGGCCAUCCUGAUCUGUGGCUGUUCCCCUGGGGGGAACCUGUCCAACCUCUUCAGUCUGGCUAUUAAGGGCGACAUGAACCUCAGCAUUGUGAUGACCACCUGUUCCACCUUCUUUGCCCUGGGCAUGAUGCCCCUCCUCCUGUAUGUUUACUCCAGGGGAAUCUAUGAUGGGAACCUGAGGAACAAUAUACCCUAUGGAGGCAUUAUGAUAUCACUGAUUAUGGUUCUCACUCCUUGCACCAUAGGGAUCUUCCUCAGCAGCAAAAGGCCACAAUAUGUACGCUACAUCAUCAAGACAGGAACGACCAUCAUGCUUUUGCUCAGCGGGGCCAUCGUAGUGCUGUCCACCAUCAAUGUGGGCAAAAGCAUCAUGUAUGUCAUGACACCCCACCUGUGGGCCACCUCCUCCCUGAUGCCCUUCAUUGGCUUCCUGAUGGGCUACCUCCUCUCCGUUCUCUUCCGCCUCAAUGGACCAUGCAGCCGCACUGUCAGCAUGGAGACUGGGUGCCAAAAUAUCCAUCUCUGCUCUACCAUCCUCAAUGUGACCUUCCCCCCUGAAGUCAUAGGACCACUUUUCUUCUUCCCUCUCCUCUACAUGAUUUGCCAGACUGGAGAAGCGCUUUUCAUCAUUGCCCUCUUCCGGUGCUAUGAGAAAAUCAAGCCUUCCAAGGAUAAAACAAAAAUUAUCUACACAGCUGCUACGACUGAAGAAACCACUCCAGCCGUUCUGAGAAAUGGUAACACAAAAGAGGAGUGCCCCCCUUCCACAGCCUAGCCUCGCCCGGUGGCCUGGAUUCGGGUCAGGUGAUUCAGAAAGCCAGUAUGGUGAACCAAGAGGAGAAAGUGGCAUGAUGAGCACACCAGCAGUGUCUGAGUCUGUCUGCAACAUUUCUAGCAGGUCUCAGGAUCAAGAGCCUUGCCUAGAGGACAGAGGGUGGGGGCUAUCUAACCUAAAUGCCUCACCUACCCCCAGCUCAGAAUUUGAUACUUGUUAAACAAACUUGUUCAAUGACACCCCUAUGAAAGGAACCAAAAUUGCCUUUUGCCCCCGCAUCUCUAGAACAGUGCCCAAUAGGCAUAUAAAAAGGUGCUUAAUUUCUAAACUAGUUAAAAAUGCUUUCCUAAAAACCAAAUGUCCAAAUCCUAUUCCAAGUUUUAUGACUUUAAAAAAAUGCUCAGAGAGACUUAGUAGAUUUCAAGUCUUUUCUAACAACCUUAAAAUUAAAAGUUCAGAUACCAUUAGCUCCCUUUUGACAUCACUACUGGGAUUAAAGCUCCUGAGAAUACAAGCACGACACCAAGUAUACAAAAGCAAAUGUAAUAAUAUGCGAGAGCAAUUAGUCAGGACAAACUAAAAAACUCACCCAUAAUGAAAUGAAAGCAUAUAAUCCCAGAAGUAGAGGGGAAACACUUUAACAAGAGCCAGGCAACAAGAAAUAUAAAAAUCAACAGAAUUUUCGUUAAUCUAAUAGUCUCACAUCAGGUCAUUAGUUAUAUCAGUGGUUUCCACAUUAUGCUCCCUCAAAAUUCAGAGUUUAAGCUACUGUCAGAGUGCUUUCUCAAUUCAAAGAAAAUACUCAAAUUAGAACUCUUAAAAUUCAAAUUUCCUCCAAUGAAAUUUAGACAUUUGCAUAUUGCUCAUGUGUAAACAAGCACUAGGCCAAAGAUGAAAGAACAACUGAUCUUAACACUGACAAACUGCUGAUCACGCCUAACUACUUGUGAUUUCUGUAUCAUUUAAUGAUUAGAUACAAUUGAAACUAUGACAGUUUCAGAAUGCCAGUCUGGCAAAUGUCCAAGACUACUACUAUUCCCAGUACCCAUGCAAACUGAAGAAUCACUAACCUGGGCCACUCACUAAAAGGUCUACCACCUAUCUUUUUUUUACAUAUUAUACACUUACCUAGCUAUUUAAAUAUUCUCAGAUAUCUAACAGACAUCAUUUGCUAGGAAACUUGGUUAAGUACAACAAAGGGGGACUAGUUUAGAGGAAGGGAAGGCUAGACUUAUAAAGAUAUUACCCUUGAUGAAAAAAGGUGGAAAUAUUAAUGUUGUGGCUGAGUCCACAUGGAGAGACAUUGCUGGACUUACGUGCUCACAUUUUAAGGUGUAUGUGCUGCCCUGGCUGGUGUAGCUCAGUGGAUUGAGUGCAGGCCUGCGAACCAGACAAUCGUGGUUCGAAUCCCAGUCAGGGCACAUGCCUGGGUUGCAGGCCAGUUCCCAGCAGGGGAUGCACAAAAGGCAACCAUACAUUGAUGUUUCUCUCCCUCUCUCCUUCCCUUCCCCUCUAAAGAUAAAUAAAAUUAAAUUUUAAAAAAAAGUGUACAUGCUGCCUAAGCAAGCACCACAUUGUUAAGGUAAAUGUCGAAUCAUUAUCGUAUGCCUGAAACUGAGGUUAUAUUGUAUACUAACUAUACUUUAAAAUACAUUGCAGAUAAAGAUGUUAUGCAAAUACUAGAUGAAAAUAUAUAAAUAUAUAGAACACAAAAGUUACACUAUGCCCUGUCAAAAGACAGGUCCUAAAACUGCUUAGGCUCACACCCACACUCCUCAUGACUUCUCAGGUCCAGGAUCUGAGAAUUUAGGCCAACUUGCUGGUUCAAACCACCUCCAUCUUCCCUACCAUUUGUUUAGAGGUUCUUAUUUUAUUGCCUAUGUUAACAAAUUAUUUCUAGUAUCAGGUUGGCCAAGUUCAUUUGAAGAUGGCUCUAGUAGAUCUUAACUUGGAAACAAUUUUGUUAUAUUGUGACAGCUCUAUCAGUGUGCACUUUAAAAAACUUCCCAACUGAAUUUCUGCGUAGCCAUUGUUAACAUUGGAAAUGGAAUACCAACAAUUUCAGCAUACUGUAUUUCAAGGAAGGUAACAACACAACUGGAACCCAAAAAAAGAUUUGUGCUGUGAAUGGAGAAGGUGCUGUGUGAAACACGAUUGAACAUGUCAAGUGUUUUGCAAAGUUUCACGCUGGACAUUUUCCUAUUGGAUGAUGCUCGAGUCAGGUAGACGCAUUGAAGCUGAUCCGAUCAUAUUGAGAUGUUGAGAUCAACGUUAUACCACAAAGGAGAUAACCAACAUAGAGUAUCCAAAAAUAAAGUUUUCGGUGAAAAUGAAAAAUGUCUUGUCUUUU